This is a messenger RNA of Halteromyces radiatus, 361 nucleotides long. RefSeq lists its product as uncharacterized. Lineage: Eukaryota; Fungi; Mucoromycota; Mucoromycetes; Mucorales; Cunninghamellaceae. The record is from RefSeq and is a predicted model, not a curated record. The transcript has a single exon. The coding region runs from base 103 to 303 and encodes 66 amino acids.
ACGAGGAUAAUACUUUUCGAUCAAGACACGAGAAGCCUUCUUGACAGUCUUAGUUCUAACGCGACCCUAUAAAUUGAAAAAAAAAAACCAUCAUUAUCAACAAUGUCCCCAAUCUAUCAUUUUUCCUUUCCAUCCAUCCAUCCAUCCAUCCAUCCAUCCAUCCAUCCAUCUAUUCAUCCAUCCAUCCGUUCAUCGAUUCAAAUAUGUUCAAUAAAUUUGUAUCCUUUUUUUGUUCUCUAUCGUUCGUUGAUAUAUAUAUUUUUUUUUCAAUUUCAUUUGUCGUACGUACCAUUGUUGAAGUAAAAUGAAAGAGGGUUUGUCAAUGUUUCCAAAAACAGACUCCCUUUGACUUCGCACCCCC